Molecule: messenger RNA, 411 nt
Organism: Talaromyces marneffei
Lineage: Eukaryota; Fungi; Ascomycota; Eurotiomycetes; Eurotiales; Trichocomaceae
Exons: 1
Coding region: 1-411 (136 amino acids)
Source: RefSeq, a predicted model, not a curated record
AUGGUCUUUCUCUUCCGCUGCUUUCGGCUAGGUGCGGAGGUCUGCCGCACACGGCUCCGAAUCAAAUUUUGGCGUAAACAGUGGGACGUUAUCCGCUCGAUAUGGACCUUCACUAGUGAUUGCAGCGUCAGCUCCUCACUUGGACCCGAACCCUUACAUCCGAGGUCACGUCGAUCCCAACGGUGGGAUGACCAUGUCGACUUAAUGAGUGGUUCUGAUGCAGCCGGUGAAUCUAGUGAAGAUAAUCUUGACGAGGAAUGGGACCAGCCGGAUGACACGGAGAGCGAUAGUGAAGAUGUGACUACGGACGACCUCGACAACGAAGCUCGCGAAGGAGCCGGAGCAGCAGAGUCGACCAACCACUUAAGUACCGAUUUACUGCCUCCUCCCGGCUUAGAAAAGCUCUUCUAG